GCAAAACGGACUUUGGUUCCAUUUUCUCCUGAACUCUGUCAUAUCAGUCCUUCUUUAGAUCCUCAACAUUAAACUGAGGCGACAGCACACUAAAACGAGAGUCCUGAAUGAACUGUUUGCAGUAAUUGUCAAAAUUUGUGAAGAGUGAGCCAGCUGCUAUGGAUAAACAGAGAAACUUGAGCAUCAGUGAUCUGUAUUUGUAAAGAAGGAACCAGUGCUGUUAUGACAGAGCAAAGUGAAACGAAGUGUGCGGAGGAGGAUCUGCCACCUCACAUCAAGGAUUGGAGUAAACAUCACGUGAGAGAAUGGGCUCGCAAGUUGGAUGGUGUGGAUGAAGCAGUUGCUGAAAAGUUGUUUCAGAAAGACGUUAGUGGGUGUGUUUUUUUGAUUUUAGAUAUUGAAGACUUGAAUGAAAUCAAUGUGACUUUUGGACCAGCAAAACUUCUCAUUCAUGCCAGAGAUGAAUUAGUGAAAAUUAUGACAGAAGAACCAACAAGCUCUGCAAACCAGCCAGGGAAACCCUGCAAGCCUUAUCCAUUUUGUAGAUACCAUGAUACAUUUAGAUACUUGGAGAGCAGCAUUCUUGAUAUUACAGAAUCAGGUGCCUCAGACUUGAUUGAACCUUGUCAUGAAUAUAAAGGUUUCACCAAUACAACUGAUGAAACUAAAAUGAGCAAGUUCACUGUGGAGGUUAUUCGCUUUGCAGCUGCCUGCAUGAAUAGCCGCACCAACGGCACUAUACACUUUGGAAUAGGUGACACGCCAGACUUCAUCCAUGGUCAAGUACUGGGAGUGCUUGUUCAGGACAGAGAGGCUUAUGCAAAAGAACUAAAAUAUGCCAUUGAUGGUCAUUUUGAGUACAAACACAAAGACGCUGCUCAAAAGUGCAUCAAACCUCCCCGAUUUGUCCAAGUUCUCAAUAAGAACAUGACAUCAUCUGACAAAUUUGUGAUAGAAGUGGAUGUAGUUCCAGAUUCUACAAUCUGUGAAGAAAAUCUCUACCACACUCACACUGUAGACACAAGAAAAGCCAAGAAAAAAGCUAAAGUUAAAGAAAUGGAGUUGCAACCUUCAAAGUGUUUUCUGGUGCGAGAUGGUGGUUGCAGCAGGGAUCUCCUGGCACCAACCACAUCUGCCAAACCCUUGACCGAGUACAAACAUUUUAUUGACAAUAUGGCUCAGCGAUCACAACUCAGAAAAAAAGCUGAAGAGAAGCACCUCAGUGUGAUAAAAAGCAGUACUCAGGGCUCGAGAUUAAGUGAGAUGAUAACUGGUGGCUCUCCAUCCUUAGAUAAGUCACACUUUGAGCAGUAUUUGAUAGUAACUAACAAAUCACAUUCAAGCCAGUUUGAAUCAAUGGGAUUUCUCGUAGAACUCAACCCGACAGCUGUCUUGGACUUUGACCCAGAAUCAACUAAACAUGGAUUACAGUGUCACUUUAGCCAGCAAAGCACAGUCAGUGUCCAUUUACCUGAACGGUAUAAAAUCACAGAAGGAAUUGAAGACAUUGCAAACAAAUUGAAGUUAACUCGAAACACCAGCUGGGUAUGCUGCAAUGGAGGGGUUGAGAAUGAAGUGCCCUCAGACAUGGACCAGUGGCUUAUGGACAAAGGAGCUUCCAUUAGAGAUGUGAUUUCUUUCUUGUGUCGCAAAGAUGUGCUUCCAAACAAGAGAUUUCUUGUCAUUUUCUUACUUUUGUCAACAGUGAGUGAGAAAAUGGAUCCCCUUGUUGAGACUUUCAGUACAUUCUGGCAGGAACUCAGAGGCACAGAUCAAAUCCUUUGUGUAUGUGACAAUGAAAACGCCUUUAACUCCUGGAGGGACCUAAUUGAGUCUCGAUGUGGAAUCAACAUCUCAGGUAGAUGCAUAUAUGAGCUUAGCUUUGCAGAAGUCAAUGGCACCGUCCUUAGUCUUUGGUCAAAGAACCGCAGAUCGAGUCGUUUCCUACCCUGUGGUGGGGGAAGCACAGUGCUUUUACAGAAGAAAGAUGAGCAAAGCCUGAAUACCUUAGAGGUCCUGUGCGUUAACCAAUGUGAAGGAGGAAAUGAGGACAAAAUUGUCAUUGAGGAGAACUUCUACAAAGGGGGUAAAGUGUCAUGGUGGAAUUUCUAUUUCUCAGAGCAGCCUGGAUGCACACCAUUUAUCAAACGAGACAAGUUUGACUACAUCAAGAAUACCGUCAUACCAGACUUGUGCUCUCUGAGAAAAGCCUGUGUGUUGUUCAAUCUCAUGCAUGUACCUGGAUGUGGUGGGACAUCUUUGGCUAUGCACACCCUGUGGGCUCACCGGGACAGAUUCCGCUGUGCUGUCCUCAGGAGCAGCAAUGCUGACUUUACUGAUGCAGCUCAUCAAGUGGUCAGACUUUUAAUGUAUGACCACAAGGAGCAAAUACCAACUGUCCCUGUGUUGCUGAUGAUUGAUGACUUUGAUGAUAUGGAGAAAGUAUUUGACUUGCAGCAGCUCAUUGAAAAAGAAUGUGCACAGAAAAAAGUUCAGUCUAAGUCAGCACAGGUAAUUCUCCUGAACUGCAUGAGAUCAGAGUCCUCAGAACUGCCCGAGCCAACAGAUACUGUAUUCAUAGGAAACAAUCUUUCAGAGAAGGAACAGAGAAUGUUUGAGGAAAAACUUGUAGAAAUAGAGAAAACACACAAGAAUGCUGAAACAUUUUAUGGUUUCAUGAUCAUGAAGAAGAAUUUUAAGUCAGAGUAUAUUCAAGGAGUAGUUCACAACACUCUGAAGAGCUUCAGCAUGAACCAGAAACCUGCACAGCUCCUGGCUGUCUUAGUUCUGCUGCAUGUUUACUGUAAGGGUGCUUCUCUCUCCAUCUCUCUCUGUGAGGAAUUUCUUGGCCUUCAACCAAAACCAUUUUGUGGAACCAUCAAAGUUGAAGAUGGAUUUGGGAAAUUUUCCGCUUUCAUUGCCAACUGCUCAGUAGAGGGUAAGGUAGUAUUCAAAGCUGUGAAAAUUAUCCAUUCAAGUAUUGCAAGCCACUGUUUGAAGGAGCUUACAAAAAAACACAAUGUGAAUAAAGCUGAUAUUGCUGACCUUCUGCUGACCACAAAUAAGCUUUAUGAAUGCACACAAGGAAAAGACAAUCUCCUGCAAGAUGUUCACCACAUUUUGGUGAAGAGACAUUAUUCAGCAGAAGAGGAGAGCAAGUUCUCUCCGCUUAUUCAAGACAUUGCCAGUGAAACACCUGGACUGGAAGAGAUGGUGCUAAAAAAUGCAUCAAUAAGAUUUGAGAAAGAUGCCAUUGUCUCUCAGUUACUGGCCAGGUAUUAUUAUCUCACAAAGAAGGAUUUCUCAGAAGCAAAAUUUUGGGCCGAUAAAGCAAAAGCUCUGUCCAAAGACAGCUCCUAUAUUGCAGAUACAUUAGCCCAAGUUAUGAAGCAUGAGCUGAAGAAUGCCGUUGCAAACUACAAGGAUGAGCCUAUCAGUCCCGAAAAACUGAACACGUCUCUCAAGCUGGCUCAGUCAGCGAUAGAAGCAUUCAAGGAAGCACAGAGCCUCGCAAAAAAAGAGUCAGUUCAACGAUUGCAAAUCAAAACGGACAACUGUCCUUUCAAUACAGCUGGGUGCCUGGGAGAAAUCCAGGUCGGAGUACUGGUCAUUGACGUGCUGGCAAAGACCCCCAUAUUUGCCUCUGACAACGUCCGCCAUGAUAUAAUGAGCCAGGUUCUCUCUGGAGAUGUUGACCUUCAGAGUGUAGCAAGAAACGAUCCCCGGAACAACAAAAACAGAUCCUAUUAUGCCAUUCUUAGACAGUUUGAGGAUGUACUUUACAACCUCAAAUACAGAAUGAGGGUGAACUUUGACUACCUUGAAAACUUUUAUGUGAAUCUGGGCUCCAGAUUUGGAUUGAAAGACAUCCGUGAACAAGUAGCCCAAAAGGAGCUUCUCAGAUGUUUCAGUCUGUAUGCAAAGCUUUUCUGCAAGACAGAUUCUGCCGCUCUGUUGAGGAAUAAAAUGAUGCAUAAUGUGCUGAAACUACACCAGUCAAGACAGUUCCUGGAGAAGGAAAAAGCUGAUACCUAUUCUGGGAUUCUGAAUUGUCUUUCAAAUGACAUCUCAACUGAAAUGAUGGAGAAGAUUGCCAGACAGUAUUUUCUUGUUUGUGCACCCGAGCAUAAUCCGACUACAGCAGAGAGAAUCAACUACAUCUAUGCCAAUGUUGUGCUGAGCUGUAUCAAACUGGAAUCACAACAACUUCAGCCAUACCGGCAGUUAAUUGACCUCCUCUGCAAACUUCUGCGUGAGCAAAUUCCACUAAGUGACAGAUUGCCACUGUUCUUCAUUGCAGUUGUGCUGUUUUGGCCACACCUGGACUGUCCAGAUUGUAGAAAUCUGGGAAGCUACAUCUCAGAGAUGAAGACCUUAUAUCACGUCGUGAUGAAGGAAGUAUACAAUGGCAAGAGUCCCAUUGUCCAUUUCCUCUUGGGGAAAAAGCAGGGCUAUGAACGGCUGGUACACAGUGGAGAGCUCAAAAAAUGCAUCAUGUCUGAGGAAGAGCAGUUUGCUUCCAUGUGGGGAAACGGCAAAAUAUGGAAAGAGAGGAAGGUUGAAGAGCUCCUUUGCCGGGUCACAGGCGAGGUGAAGAGUACCUUCAUACUGGCAGAUACUUGUUUCCCAAAACUAAAGCUUGAAGUUGCUCCAAUGUACCGAAGUCAGAUUAGUGGGCUCGCAGAGGGGUCAAAGGUAUCAUUCUUCAUUGGUUUCUCAAUGAAAGGCCCUCUAGCACUUGACAUUGAUCUAAAACUUUAAAGAAACCUCUGCCAACAUACUAUACUUCCGGCUAAUCAUGGCUCCAUCAGACAUAUUCAGCCUUGAGUUACUAGUAACUACUUGAAAUGUUGUUUGACAUAUUUUGUGGUUAUCUUUGUCAUUGCACUUAACUUUGUUGAUACCAUUUUUUUUUUUUUUUGGAGAAAGCAGGAAAAUAGGUCAGUAAAGCCUUAAAAUCAAGCCUGUUAAGCAUAUUUUCUAAUAACAUUUGUACUGGUGCUCAUCAGUCACUGUAAAUAUGUUGAUAAUUUUUUACAAAAAUGAAAAUUGAAAAGUUGCAAUAAUGGAAGUGAAAUAAUAAAUAAUUGGAACUGAAAUUAACUGUUUUCUGGAUGCUCUGAAUAAAUGUCAUCUAUGACAAAUUUCAUAAUGAA
Molecule: messenger RNA, 5156 nt
Organism: Amphiprion ocellaris (clown anemonefish)
Lineage: Eukaryota; Metazoa; Chordata; Actinopteri; Pomacentridae
Product: sterile alpha motif domain-containing protein 9-like
Exons: 4
Coding region: 223-4761 (1512 amino acids)
Cellular component (GO): cytoplasm
Molecular function (GO): protein binding
Source: RefSeq, a predicted model, not a curated record